Diaporthe amygdali is the source of this 690-nucleotide messenger RNA. RefSeq lists its product as uncharacterized. Lineage: Eukaryota; Fungi; Ascomycota; Sordariomycetes; Diaporthales; Diaporthaceae. The coding region runs from base 1 to 690 and encodes 229 amino acids. The transcript has 4 exons. The record is from RefSeq and is a predicted model, not a curated record.
AUGGUUUUCCCCAUAGGUCUCACGCCCGCUGCAUGUUUUUACGGAUUCGAAAUGCUCAAGUUCGCCUUACUUCUGAUUUAUGCCACUGUUGAAGCGGCCUACAUCCCAGUGGACUUUUUUCGAUAUCCAUGGGUUAGUGUCUAUCACAUAGACUCCUACGAUGAUGUGGUCAGUAAAGGUCUCGUGAAUUUUACGGCCUUGGGUCAUUAUGGCGACGUCGAUUAUACAGGACUUGCUGUCGCAAAAGCGUCUGAGUUGUCCCAGACUCUCGGAAUAGUCCCUCAGAGCAUGCCCAAUACCGUGUACUAUGGCGGUGUCAAUGGUCUGUUGUCAAGCACUGAAGUCAAGAUAUCGACUCCUAUUAGAGGGCCUACCGACAUGGGAUCAUACGAUAGACUUUUCAAACCUCACUCGUUCUGGUUCGGCUGUUUGACUCUGUCAGCAAAGCCCGGUUCUUGCAACGUCACGGUCACCAGCUAUCAAUACGAACAGGCUGCGCAAACACAAGUCUUUAGAUUCGAAGCGUCUGCCACGGCUUUGAGCGUGAACAUGACCAAAGCAGUCUUCAGUGACGACUUUACUUUUGUUCAUGGUCUCAUUUUCACUACCUCCUUCGACACUGUGGGUGUUCUCGGUGCGACAGUCUUGGACAACUUCGAGUACACAUACAAUACUUAUUUGAUUGGUUGA